Huiozyma naganishii CBS 8797 is the source of this 1734-nucleotide messenger RNA. RefSeq names its product phosphatidylinositol-3-phosphate binding protein (gene PEP7). The transcript has a single exon. The coding region runs from base 1 to 1734 and encodes 577 amino acids. Gene Ontology annotation, molecular function: metal ion binding. NCBI's taxonomy places the organism in Eukaryota, Fungi, Ascomycota, Saccharomycetes, Saccharomycetales, Saccharomycetaceae. The record is from RefSeq and is a predicted model, not a curated record.
AUGGACACCAGCAAUGGUUCCCCUGCAGAUUCUGCGGGACCGUCCAAAGAGGUGGAGAGCAUGGAAUGUCCAGUGUGUUUGACAGCGUUCCCCACUUUACAGGCUCUAAACACACAUUUGGACGUAGACCAUGGGUUUGGUGAUGAUACGGGAGAUUCCCAUAUGGUUGUGACCGAUCGUGGGGAGAGCAGCAAUAAAAAGAAGAUACGAAGGGCGAAGAGCCCGCCAAGUGAACGCGGUACAGCCGCGGCGCACACGAACCACAGGACGUCUACAUGGCAGAAAUACCGGGUCGGCGAGAAGUGCAACUUUUGCCAGCGCAAACUGAACCCAAAUACUACUGGUAUUGCCAACUGUCGGAAGUGUGGGAAGCUGUACUGCAAGAUGCACUGCACGAAUAUUAUAAAACUGAACAACCGGGGCAAACUUGAUCCUGUGAAGGGCCAGUGGACAAGUUGUUGCCGUUCGUGUUUCUCCAGUCGACCCGGAUACAAUGACUAUGGAGAGGUGCGCAACUUGACCGGUGAGUUCACGAGAAUACGAAGAUCAAAGAACGAGGACGCCAGGUUGAGAAAGUUACAGCUUGAAAACAGGUUAGUCCGGCUAAUCGAUGGAUUCGUGAAGUUGUACAAGCUACAUUACCUCGUUGCAAUGGCAAAUAAGGAAGGUGCUGGUCAAGCUGUGCUUUCAAGUAUUAAGUUUACUUUGGAUGCGACCAACUUCGAGAAAGACGUUACUGCGUGGCAGGAUGACCACACGGUCAACAGUUGUACCAUCUGUCACAAGCAGUUCAAUUUCUUGCAAAGGAAGCACCAUUGUCGGCUCUGUGGGAUGGUCGUUUGCAAUUCCACCACUACGAAGUGCUCGAACGGGGAGAUACCAGUCUUGAUGCUAAGGGAUAACGCCGCGGACUUGCCCUUCAAAGAGGAUGCGUCCCUGCUGAAAAGAGGCGAGGUCAAAAUGGACGUCCGGUUGUGUUCGAACUGUAUCCGUGCCGUGUACACACCGCGGAAGUUCCACCAGGACUGCGUCGCACCGCCCCCGAAGAUCAUAGACAAGUACAUAAGCAUGUGUCACAUUGCGAAAGUGAUCAACGAUACGCUGCCAUACUUCCAGGGCGCAUUGGCGAAGGCGGAGACGCAACGAGAGCAAGACGCAGAGGGCGGUACACCAGUUGGUGGUGGUAACAAUGGCAACAGACGCACGGCUGUGGCCAACUCAUUGGAAGAUAUCAAGCAGUUGGCCAAAUUGCGCGAGCGGCUCGUCAAUUCGUUCGGCACGUACAACGUCCUGACGCGGCAACUGUUACAAGUGCCACCGAGCAACCCAUCAGAGCAACGGAUCCAGCAGUCGAUCAAAGUGGUGUCCUCGCAGUUCGUCAACGAGAAAAUCCUCCCACUGCGGGCAAUGGGAUCCGUCCUGAACUCAAACUCCGCCAACACGACCUCCUCGUCGUCUGCGUCGUCAUCGCUGCAUUCCAAGUCCCCUGCUACACAGCUACCGCAGGUGAAACCACUCUCAAGCGUGCUAAAGAGACUCACGGUCAAAGAGGUGAAACAGUACCGCGAGGAACUGAUGGUCCUGAAGGAGCAAUCCUUCAUCAUAGAACAAGCAAUUGAGGACUCCAAGACACACAGAAGGUUCGACGAGGCAACUGCACUGUCCCGCAACCUCAGCGAACUGACUGACCGGUCGCAAGAACUACAGGGUCUGCUCGGAGAGGAAGGUUUCUGA